AUGGCCAGCAACAUCCAAAUCUCUGAUGAUGGAGACUCCAGCCCUGAAAAGUUCAACGCUCAAAAUGAGGGCUUGAGAGAAUGGUUUGAAGAAUAUAUGUCAAUAGACGCCAACAAACUUGGUUCAGAUCAUCAUAUAUUUGAGGCUGUAGACUCUGAUGAGCUAGACGAGGAUUCAUUCGAACAGCGCAUUUCGAAUUUGGCAGCCACUCCCAUUCUCGGAAGAUUCUGCAUCAAAUGUCAAGAACUUUUUGAUAAUUGGCCGACAUUGGGCAAUUCUUCAACUAGAGAACACGAUUCAAAGCCUGGUUCGGAAGGUGGCUGGGAGCACACUGCUGUGAGGCCAUGUAACUCAUUCGAAUUGGAAGCAUCAACACGGGUUGGAUGCAAAUUUUGCGCGUUUUUGAUCCAACGCCUCAAAGACAGGAAACUCAUUGAACUCUUUCGUAAAAUUGAGAAUCGAUUGUUACUUUUGGGCGAAAGUUCAAUCUCAUUUUUAUCCAUUCAGAACUGGGGUGCAAACCCAACACAACUGCUGUGGUUAAAUCUACCGGGCAAAAUCUGCACUAGUAACAACGCCGGAACAGCGCCUAGGCUGAGAUUUGUGUCCCAUUUCCUCCCAUUAUCAGUUGAUUGUCAUGAAAAGUCGUCAGAUGUAUUCAGCACAGCGAAUGAUUGGCUAUCGCAUUGCAUUGAAAAGCAUGAAGCCUGCAAAAGCAAUAGCCAUGAAAAUUUGCCCACGCGACUUAUAUGUGUCGCUGAGGAAUCGCCACGACUUGUCUUCACGGCCGACUAUCAAGAGAGAUUGCGAUAUGCAGCUCUAUCUCAUAGCUGGGGUUCCCAUAGGGCUAUCGUGCUUACUUCCGAAAAUAUCGGCCAGUUAACGAGGGAAAUAUCAAUGAAGGUUCUUCCAAAGACUUUCAAGGACGCAAUCAAGAUUACACAGAAACUGGGCAUUGAUUACUUGUGGAUUGACUCUCUGUGCAUUAUACAGAAUGAUGACCAUGAUUGGCAAGAGGAGUCUGCGCUAAUGAGCUCAGUCUAUGGAGGUUCUUCUAUCACAAUUGCUGCUUCAUCAGCCCGCGAUAGUACCGAAGGUUGUUUUCUUGAAGCACCAAACUUCAGUGGCGGCCUUCGAGUACGAAUCAAUGAUGGUGGACGGCAAAGAGUGCAAGACUUCCUAUGCCAUGAGGAAUACAAUUAUUCUACCUUAGAAGCCCAUCUUGGAACAAGAGCAUGGGCGUUACAAGAGAAAAUCUUGCCACUACGGACCGUUCACUUCGGUGAUCGUGGCGCGUUUUGGGAAUGCAGGUCUCUAAUUGCUUCAGAGUUCUUCCCCGAUGGAUUUCGAGAUAAAUUUGUUAAACCACUUGUCUGCCGAACAGGGAUGCUUGAGUGGAAGUGGCAUCAAAUUGUGAAACUAUAUUCGGCAGCUAAUCUGACAUAUGGGAAAGACAAAUUACCAGCACUUUCUGGCAUUGCAAAAUCGGAAUUCGAUGAGCAUGACGAUCAGUAUUUGGCCGGCAUGUGGAGAGAAAAGAUCGAAGAGCAGCUUUGCUGGGGUCUGACAGAAAAUAACGCCUCGGAGCGACCGCUCUGGCGAGCUCCUUCUUGGUCUUGGACUUCCAUUGAUGGGCAAGUAGCAUGGCCUGAAUCAUACCAUGGUAGCCUCAAUAUUAGAUAUGCGCAUGUUGUGGAUGCCGGUACGACUCCUUACGGUCACAAUCCUUUCGGACAGGUUAUUGAUGGAUUUAUCCGGCUUGCUUGCUCUACUAUGGCAGUUGGCCAUAUUGUUCACACAGAGACUUUCGAUGAGGCAGGAUAUGAAGAUGCCACUGCAAUUUUGUUAGAUGUUCGCGGCCAAAAGAAGACGUUUCCAUGCUGUUUAGAUUGUCUAGAUGAUGUUGACCAAAACUAUGCUCGACCAAUAUAUUUGGUACCAGUAAUUGGAGGCAAAGGAGGCUCUUUCAUGUUCGGCAGUAAAGGAGAAAUCAUCCACCAAUUGUACGUUUUCGGUAUUGUUCUUCGAAAUACAAAUUCCGUAAUGGCAGCAUACAUAAGGAUUGGAUCUUUUUGCUUUCGCAAGUAUUCUGCAGAUUGGAAGGAGCUUGAGUUCCGCGAGCCAUUUCUACAAGCUCUAGAGGAACAAGGUCUGGCGACGGCUGAGACAGCAUGUUCUGAAAUUCUGUCAAAUGUCGAGCCUCCCGAUCAUCGGUAUCUCAUCACUAUUUUAUGA
Botrytis fragariae is the source of this 2235-nucleotide messenger RNA. RefSeq names its product putative heterokaryon incompatibility protein. The transcript has 2 exons. The coding region runs from base 1 to 2235 and encodes 744 amino acids. The record is from RefSeq and is a predicted model, not a curated record. Lineage: Eukaryota; Fungi; Ascomycota; Leotiomycetes; Helotiales; Sclerotiniaceae.